AUGACCCCUACGCACCAAAGGUCACCCGGAAGCCGCGAGCCGGUGGUUUGCAGACCGGUGAUACAGCGGUCAGGACGUCUUUACUUUCCUCUGGGAUGCAAAAUAUACACCAAACAGCCUGUAGAAAAUUAGUAAAGCACUUCAAACUCUACAACGAACUUUUCAACCCUCAACAGCGACGGCUUCUCCGAGAAACGACCGUCCAAAGACGAACUUCUUUCUCCGGCAAGAUGGCUCCAAGAAACUCUUCCCGGAAUCUGCGGGUGCUGUUGGACAUGGACGGUGUCCUGGCGGACUUCGAGGGACAGUUUCUCAAGAGGUUUCGCGAAAAAUACCCGCACGACCCGUUUGUACCCCUAGAUGAACGAUCUGGCUUUUACGUUACAAAACAGUACUACGCCCUUGGACAAGAUAUUGGGACCAAAGCAUUCGGCAUCUACGAAGAAAAAGGUUUCUUCCUCGACCUCCAGCCCAUAGACGGAGCAAUAGAAGCUGCCAGAGAGAUGGCAGAAAUGGAGGGAGUUGAUGUGUAUAUUUGCACAAGCCCCAUCAAGAAGUAUACACAUUGUGUUGUAGAGAAGUAUCAGUGGCUGGACAAGCACCUGGGUAAGGAGUGGAUGGAGAGAAUGAUUCUAACCAGGGACAAAACUGUUAUCAACGGAGAUCUCCUCAUUGAUGAUAAACCCAACAUUACAGGAGGCAUGAAUCCUCCAAAGUGGCAGCAUGUCCUGUUCACCUCCUACCACAACAGAGAUGUGGUACUACAGGACGGUCAGAUCAGGCUGGACGGAUGGCUACCUCACAGCAGAUGGAGGGACAUACUGGAGCAGAAGAGACAAGAAAUAUCAGAGCAGUAGGAUCAAAUACUGGUCCACGAGGCUGUAGAUGUGUUUUCAGAGAAAACGAUAGAUGUAGCAAGUCUACCUCUCAUUUUUAACCCUAGAUUGUGAUUAUAUGAGAAAAUGUGGAAUACGUGGAUGUUGACCAUCACUUUCAAGACCAAUUAAGGCAAAUUUUUAACAA
Molecule: messenger RNA, 1023 nt
Organism: Branchiostoma floridae (Florida lancelet)
Lineage: Eukaryota; Metazoa; Chordata; Leptocardii; Amphioxiformes; Branchiostomatidae
Product: 5'(3')-deoxyribonucleotidase, cytosolic type-like
Exons: 5
Coding region: 96-857 (253 amino acids)
Biological process (GO): pyrimidine deoxyribonucleotide catabolic process
Molecular function (GO): 5'-nucleotidase activity
Source: RefSeq, a predicted model, not a curated record